AUGGAGCGGACUUCGUCGUGGCUGGUGGACAGCGGCGCAUCCUCCCAUAUCUGCUCGGAUCGUUCGCUGUUUUCGUCUCUCAAGAAGCCCAACGAAGAGAUCCUUGUUCGUUUUGGUGGAGGAGAAACUUACAAGGUCUUGGGAGUCGGCACGGUGGUGGCUACUCUUCGGUCACCAACAUCGGAAACCACCAUUCAGCUUGACAACGUUCUAUUUCUCCCUUCAUCAGUUCACAACCUGCUCUCUGUUCGUGCGCUUGGUGCUGCCGGCGUUGCCGUCUCGUUCCCCGCUGCUGGGCGCGUUGUUCUCACAUCUGAUGACGUUCCUAUUGGCGAGGGCUACACCCGCAACAAUCUGUUUUAUCUUCAACUGCAUCAUGGGAGCAGUGCUGCUCCUUCUAUCAAGCCAACUGCAUGUCCAGCCUCCACCACCACCUCCUCGUACCUCUGGCAUCGUCGUUUCGGGCAUCUCAACAUGCAGGCCUUGUCAACACUUCAUCGGCAGCAGCUGGUCACCGCCCUCUGCACCGCCUUCCGACGACUCUCGCGACCCUCCAUCGUCAUCUCCACCCACAUCCUCCUCACUACCUCCUCCUACACACCCUUCUUCCUUGGACCCAAUCUCCCCUCCCUCUCCUUCCCCCACCAUACCUUCCUCCACCAACCCCCACCCACAAUCCCCAAACCUGCCCGCACCAGCCACAUCUUCUCUUCCUCCAUUGUUUUCCAACCUUCCUCUGCCCUCGACGCCGCAAGACUUUCACCUUCCAUCCUUCUCUCCUCCCUCUUCGCCUCCCCCUCCCCAUUGCACGACUCGCUCCUCCCCGCCAUCCCCUUCAGCUCUUCCCGAUCCUUCCCUUUUCUCCUUCCUCAAGGUCUUACCAUCCCCUUCCGAACCCAUUGA
Molecule: messenger RNA, 903 nt
Organism: Closterium sp. NIES-65
Lineage: Eukaryota; Viridiplantae; Streptophyta; Zygnematophyceae; Desmidiales; Closteriaceae
Source: the annotation of a GenBank genome assembly